AUGGAGAACACGGUGUUGUGCUAUUUUGUUGCCUAGCAACGUCGAGAAUAAUUUUCUGGGUGUUUUCAGUCCCACGGAGCACUUAAAGGAAAAUAUGCCUACCGAGUCUCAGACAAAGAGAACACCAGCCGCCGCAGGCGCCGUCAUCAGGAGUUUAUGGAAAACCUGCAAGACGUUGGGUCCUGACGAAUCCAACUCAGAGGAAACUGAGGACGAAUUAGCGGAGAGGAGGCAGUGUAAGCAACCUUCAGUAUGCAUGAAUCUGAGUCAGACUCUAAGGACAACGCAGCUGCUCUUAAACUUCCAUGGUGGUCAGCCGGUUUUCCUUCUAAGGCCACCGUCUGAUCUGGUUAACUUCCCUCGCCCCCGAUGGCCAGUAGAGUGUGAAGUCAUCAGCGACAGCAUCCAGCACAUAGAAUGGGAGCCACCAGAGCCAGAGCCCUUUUAUAAGCCCGCACACAGGGAGUCCCUCCUUCCAGCUGCUGAUGGGCCAGGGAAUGUCGUGUACUGCUCGGACUUUGCCGCAAAGCAUUUAUAUUUCACCUGCUCUCGUGUUGGAGGAAGCAGGGGCUCCACCAGUUGUGCCAAGUUUCUUGUCACACCCCCAGAUAUUAGUCUUGAAUUUGAAUCGCGCUUCGAAAGUGGCAACCUUCAGAAGGCCGUCCAAGUGGGCGCCUUCGACUAUGAGCUCACGCUGCGUACAGACAUGUACACUGAGAAGCACACGCAGUGGUUUUACUUCAGGGUGAGGAACAUGAAGGCUAAAAUGAUUUACCGCUUCACCAUAACCAACCUGAUGAAGGCGAGCAGCCUGUAUUCCCUCGGCAUGAGGCCGCUCCUGUACUCCGAGACGGCGGCGGAGAAAAAUGGAGUUGGCUGGCAUCGAGUAGGGUCCAACAUCAGAUACUACCAGAACUGCAGCGAGGAUCCAAACGAGAACAAUGACACCGGCGACCGCCUCUACUCGCUCACCUGGACUGUCCGGUUCCAAUAUGACUCAGACACGUGCUACCUGGCCCACUGCUACCCCUACACGUAUUCACGGCUGCAGUCCUACCUGAAGCAGAUAAUCUCCAAUCCAGCAGUAGCGUCGUACUGCGAAGUGCGGACGCUGUGCCAAAGUCUCGCAGGGAACGCCGUCUAUGUUAUUACCAUCACAUCCAGAGGGAGCAGCCCGGUCGAGGUGAGAAACAAGAAGGCUGUGGUGGUGACAGCGCGAGUCCAUCCAGGGGAAACCAACGGAUCCUGGAUGAUGGAGGGAUUUUUAGACUUUCUGCUCGGAGACUCAGAUGACGCUCAGGUUCUCAGGGAUAACUUUGUUUUCAAGGUUGUACCAAUGUUGAACCCAGAUGGUGUUGUGGUGGGAAACUACAGGUGCUCACUGGCAGGCAGAGACCUCAACAGAAACUAUAAAACGCUGCUGAAGGAUUCUUUUCCAUGUGUUUGGCACACCAGGAACAUGGUCGAAAGACUUAUGGCUGAAACAGAAGUGGUUCUUUACUGUGAUUUUCACGGCCACAACCGCAAAAACAAUGUGUUCAUGUAUGGAUGUGACAGCCACAGCAAGCUGUACAAGUUUCAAGAGAGGGUCUUUCCGCUAAUGAUGAGCAAGAAUGCAAGCAAUAAGUUCUCCUACAAGAGCUGUAGGUUCAAGGUGCAGAAGAGCAAGGAGGGAACAGGGCGGAUCGUCAUGUGGAGACUGGGCAUCAAGAACAGCUUCACCCUGGAGGCCACCUUCGGAGGAUCCACUCUGGAUGACAGAAAAGGGACCCACUUUACUACUGGAGAUUUGAAGUCGAUGGGCUUUUACUUCUGUGACACCCUGCUGGACUUCUGCGACCCUGAUCAAACAAAGGUGGCUCACUGUUUAGUAGAGGCAUCAACCUUAUUGAAAAAGGAGGACAGGAAGAAAAUGAGCAAGAAUCUGGAAACUGAUGGUAGCUUUUCAAUGUCUGACCUGGAAACCAGCACGAGUGGCUCCAAUAGUUCAGAUUCAGACGGACUUCCAGUUCAUUUACUGCACCAGCACAGAAUUCUAGAGAAAACUCAUUUUAAGAAGAAAAAGAAAAAAUUUAAAACUCGUAAGGAAAGAGACCGACUCCAGCCAAGCAGUGCGAGGAGUAGGUCACUGACAAAGAUUCCGGAGGAGUCCUGUCUUUCUCCUGAAAAGGUGGAUGAAGUAAGAAGCCAAGAGAAACCUGUUGGAGGACAAAAGAGAGGAAAGCAGAAUGACCAGAAGGGAAAAUGUGUACUCUCAUCUCUAGCCAAUCAUUCUGAAGAAUUCAGCCAGGAGGACAGUCAGGACAAUGACUGCAUCUCAUGCAUGCAACACAAAUUGAAGCAUCUGUAUGAAACCACGGCGUACAUGGCACCUCCAUUAGGUGAUGAAGCGGGUAGCAAUAGAUACAGCCGCCCCCCUCUCUCCCUGAAGGACCCUGCGCCACAUCCUGUUCUCAUGCAGCCCCCGCGCUGUACGCCACAUUUGUCUUCUCAACAAGGGUCAACUGUCUUUGUAGCUCCAUGCAGGUUUCCCCAAUCUGGGUUUGUCAGAAUUGUUCCGCCCAUUCCUCCAUCCGCUUCCGCAUCCAGGAAUUGCCAAUUUUUCAAAGACAAACAUGUACAGUGGAUCUCUGGUAAUUUUCCAUCUAAGAGUUUCUCUGCAUCGGUCACAGAAAUAACCAGAGCCCGCCAUAGAAAAGGGACCCAAAAGCAUUCAUCUGAAGUGGAUACAUCUUCGUUUACACCUCUCAUGGAUCAAACCCAAGGGGUCUCGCAACACGGGCAACCCCUUGAGAGAAAGUGAGGUAUUCAACAAUUUAUUUGAGCCUGGGCAGAAGCAAAAGGGAAAACUUUAAUCUGUAAUCUAUGUGAACUCCCUUCAAUCUGUCUCCUUGCGAUCACCUCAGUAAAAGACUUUAUUUGCAUUUGUUGUGGAAUACAUAAAUAUGUUCCCACAUAUUUCUGUCUCUUCAUCGUGUAACUUUUCCAGAGCUUUUUUUUUUAAAUUAAAAGCUUACUAUCAAUAUAUUAACAGUAGUCAGCCUGAAUGGAUGGACGGUGGACGAAUAAAAACGUAAAAACAGAA
This is a messenger RNA of Poecilia reticulata (guppy), 3085 nucleotides long. The record is from RefSeq and is a predicted model, not a curated record. Lineage: Eukaryota; Metazoa; Chordata; Actinopteri; Cyprinodontiformes; Poeciliidae.